GACAAUGUCUCUUGCUGAUCAGCUGUUCACUUCAGUAGACGUCACAGCGUGAUGGAUAAUCAUGAAAUAGGGCUAUAUACAGAAAACAGUCACUGUCUGUUUUAAGGUUAUAUAGUUGUGAUUUUAUACCAUCGACUUUAAAGUCGAUGUUUUAUACUGUUUUGCGAAAAAUAUACAGGAAAAUCUUUUUUUUAUAUAUAACUCAGUAUCACAGUUUUAUUAAUUAAACUAGCAUUAUGACAACAAGUCUGAAGAAGCGAAGAGAACAAAAAAAUAAAGAUGAAAAGAAACCUUCAGAGGGCGAGCAUAAAUCUGAGGAGAAACCAACUCUUAAAUAUGGCCCAAUGCCCACAUUCCAAGGACAGCACAUCUGGGCCAGAGGUGUCUUCAUAGUAGGAGCACUUGUGUAUGUUUGGUUUAACUACAACAAGCCUACCGAAACUGUAAUGGCCAAACACAAAGAGAUAUAUGAUAGGAAAGGAUACAUACUUGAAUGUGAUGAUGAGUACAAGAAAGAUGUGUACCAAUAUCCUGGAUGCAUUCCCAAGUUUUGUGGAAGGUUUGUUAGUGAUAAAAUUGUUACAGCUGUGGAGAGUGAUGCUUUGUAUAACCUUGCGAAAAAAGUAAUGGCAAUGGGUGGCUCAGCAGGAGGUGCAACUGUGAUGGACCUUAACUCAGGGGCAUUGUCUUAUAAUGACAAGUUCAUCAAUGCUUACAUGAGUGAUGAGAAAUUUUUGUCCCCUUCAGAUAAGGCAAUUUUCAAACUGGUCAAAUCUAAGAUACAGAAUGCUAUUGCUGAUUCUUUUCAACUGGAUUUAAGGAGCAUCCAUAUCACACGACCUCUUUUCUUCUCAAGGUUGACAGCUAAAGAUGCUAAGAUUCCUAAUGAUGAAUACUGGCACCCUCAUGUAGAUAAGGAUACCUAUGAAUCCUUUCACUAUACAUCCCUAAUCUACUUGAACGACUUUGGCGUGGAUUUCAACGGUGGCAGAUUUGUCUUCAUGGAUAAAAUAGAAAAGUCAUCGAAGAACAUUACAGUGGAACCCAGGAAAGGCAGAGUAUUGAUAUUCACAUCAGGUGCUGAGAACUGUCAUCAUGUAGAAAGAGUAACUAAUGGAGAGAGGUAUGCAAUGACUGUGCCUUUCACAUGUGACAGCUCCAAGGCAAUCAACAAUUCCCAGCUGCUCGGAUGAGAAAUUUCUAAGAUAGUAGGACUAAUUAGGAAGCUUGAGAAUUUUGUAUCUUCAGUCUGCUUUAGCUUACACACUUUUAGUACCUACUGAGAUGUCACAUCACAGUUUUUCUCACAAUAUUUUUGAAUUAUUUUGUGAUAUUAAUGUAAUGUAUUUAAUAAAAAAAAUGAUUUGUA
This is a messenger RNA of Acanthoscelides obtectus, 1369 nucleotides long. NCBI's taxonomy places the organism in Eukaryota, Metazoa, Arthropoda, Insecta, Coleoptera, Chrysomelidae. The record is from the annotation of a GenBank genome assembly.